GGGCUGCGGCUGCACGCGGCGCGCAUCAACGCCAGCCGCGCCACGCUGCCCUGCGCCGUGCUCGCCUACGGCGGCCGCUACACGCUGCGCCUCGACCCCCCGCAGCAGCUGCCGGAUCGCUCGCUCGACGUGCGGUGGCCGCGGCCCGAGCUGGCUCUGGAGCCGUCGCACAUCCAGACGUUCCCCUCGCAGCCCGUGUCGGCCGCCCUGCAGUUUUCGCGCACAGCGUGCGCACCCGCCACCGGCUUCGACUUCCCUGACCUCUGGCUGCAGCUGCUCUUCUGUGGACACACCAAGCAGAACUGCCACGUGGCCAACGUAACGCGCACACAGGUGCUGUUCCGGCGGCAGGUGAAGGGCUACCCCGAGCGCGUGCUGCUGACGCUGGCGUGCGACCUGUUCGGCAUCGCGGGCUACUACGCGCUCACACUCACCGAGGCCGCCAAGUCCGGCCUACAGCUCCUCGUUGGCGACCCUGCUUAUCUUAAGGCGGCGUGGAGCGACCAGUUCGUGUUCAACGUGCACGCGCGGAGCGUCUUCCCGUGCGAGGACGGCGUGUCGGUGCUGUUCCAGUACCCGGAGUGCAUCCUCGCGUCGGCGGACCGCAUCCGCGUGUUCGCGCGACUGCGCGCGGACGUAGCGUCCGUGGCGCCGCCGUCUACGCUGGUGUACGCUGCCGAGGCGCGCGUGACGCGCGGCCAGCACGCGCUGCGCUUCCCCUGCUCCGUCUUCUCUGAGCGCUACGUGGAGUACUGCUUCGUUUACGUCAGCCAGGCCGUCACCGGCGCCGUCUCCGACCUGCGCGUCGACUGCGUGCCCACGAUGCCCGUGUCUGAGGGCGAGGCCGGCAACUGGGGAGCGUGGAGCGCAUGGUCAGCCUGCUCCGCGACGUGCGCCGGCUCGCGCAACCGCUACCGCAUCUGCGACAACCCGCCGCCCAGAUACGGCGCAAAGUUCUGCCAGGGCCGCGGCUACGAGUCGGAGUCGUGCGGCGCGGAGGACUGCGCGGACGGCGCGCUGGAGCCGGGCCCGGGCUGCCGCUGCGGCGGCUGCCAGAUGCGCGUGCGCGACGGCGCCACCGCCAGACUCGCCGCCUCCUCCACCAGCUGCCCUGGCCGCAGCCUCUGGCUGCUGCAGGCGGACGACGGCUGGGUGCUGAAGCUGACGUUCGAGCACGUGGUGCUGCCGUGCGGCUCGCACUGGCUCAAGGUGCGCGACGGCGACUCGCUGUCGGCGACGCUGCUGGCGCAGCUGAGUGGCCGCCCGCACGUGCCGCUGACCAUCAUCUCGGAGGGGCCCUUCCUGCUCAUCGAGUUCUUCUCCGACGUGCCGCUCGCCGUGCUGGGCUGCAGCGGCAGCUUCGUCGCUCGCGCCACUCCCCUCUCUUCCGGCAACGAGACGGGCGUCGCCGUGGCGGGAGCGGCGGUACGUGCUCGGAAGCCCGCCUCGGCCUGCUCGCUGCUCGGCUCGACGCUGACGCUGCUGUCCGACGUGGUGUCGCUGCGCCGCUCGCACCGCCGCCUGCCCGACUGCGAGCCCGACGACGACCACACCGACAAUGAAUACGAAGUAAUUGAACCACUGCAGCCUGACGUUAAAGACUUUAAAACUGCUUCUGUGAAGAGCUGUGGAAGCAGCGAGAAAGCGGAAAAGAAUUCCAGAUCAUCGGCUGAAGUUGUUGUCGUCAAGCCAACAUCGUCAAGAGCGAGUGGACCUCCAGUCACGAGCGCAGCUUCCUCUAAUGGACUCAGCUCUAACAACAGCGACAAGUUAACCAGCGAACGGAGAAACCAGCGGAAACGUCUCGACACCGACGCGACUGCAGCCCGAAGUGCACCAGCAAGGAUACCUGUGGCCACCGCCGAGGAUUCUCUGUCCCAGUCCGAAGAGAUCGUGAGCUCUCCCAAGGCACGGAAAGACCUGACUAAUCGUGAAUGUCAGCUCGCUGGAUCCGAGUUCAGUCUGUCCGGGCCAGACCACGACCUGGAGCUGGACUACUACGACUACAACGUCACAAACGCUGGAGGCAUUCCAGGCUCCCUCCUGGGCAUGGACCCCGCCUACCUACUGUGGAUACCACCUUUCGCUCCAGGAUGUUGGGAGGAGGAAGGCGACAAUUUACUUUCAUACAGCAAUCAGCCAGAGCUUCAAUCACAGCAUGAGCUGCAUGUGUUCCCACUCAAAGGAGAGUACUAUACACAAGUACCUCCAUCAGUGUGCAAGGAUCAGCAGGUUAAGGAUGAAGUGACAACGUUUUGUUCAACAGAUGUAGACAAACUCAUGGACAACAAGACUGCAUCUACAGGCAACAUCAGUACUAAAGAUCAAAAAACAGACACAAAUAAUGCUGCUAAUACUAUAAGACUUUCAGACAGUAUGUCAAAGUUAAUAGGCCCCUUGCAUCAUCAGGAGUAUAGCAAAGUUGGAAGUCUUGGUCAUGUCAUGAAUGUCAGAUCCAAAGAGGAUGUAAUGUUGAAGGAAUUUUCUAAGAAAUCUGAGUCACCAGUCAAAGUGCAUCAGAUAUGUAGUGUCAACAGUAAGGAAAGCACACUGAAAAAGCUUUCUUCUGCACAUGCAGAUAUACUAGACAAUAUUCAGUUUGCAGAUGAAGAUGAAGAAGAUGAAAGUAAAUGUGAUUCCCUGAUUAUAUGAUAAGUGUAUUGUUCAUGGAGAUGUUACCAAAGUGUCCUAUUUUAGGUAAAGUGACCCAGUAAGUAGAGUUGCUUGUUUUACAAAUAUUUUUCUUGGAAACAGAUGAACCACAAUAUACAUCUUGUUGUUAUAUUCAUAUCUCAAGGACAAAACCAGUGUCAAUAAAUCAGGCAAAUGUAAAUGUU
Molecule: messenger RNA, 2837 nt
Organism: Schistocerca nitens (vagrant locust)
Lineage: Eukaryota; Metazoa; Arthropoda; Insecta; Orthoptera; Acrididae
Gene: gogo
Exons: 15
Cellular component (GO): cell periphery
Source: RefSeq, a predicted model, not a curated record